Molecule: messenger RNA, 375 nt
Organism: Spodoptera littoralis (African cotton leafworm)
Lineage: Eukaryota; Metazoa; Arthropoda; Insecta; Lepidoptera; Noctuidae
Source: the annotation of a GenBank genome assembly
AUGCUACUGUACAAUAUAACACUCACUUUUCACUAUUUAUGUUAUGAGUCCCAUGUAAAAGGGGGUAAGCCUAUUGCCAUAUACCGGGCACAAUACCAGCCUCCGUGGUACAACUGAGAUUUUUUUUAACACAGAAAUAAUACCAUUUCACAACCGAGAAUCGAACCUGCUAUACGUUGCGCGGCAGCCAGUUGCCCAGCCACCGCGCCAACCGUGCAGUCAGAAUAGAUUGGUAAUAAACAGAUAGAGAAAUAAUGAUUGGAUGUCUGAUAAGGAAUGACGGUGUCCAUUAUUUGGUUAAAAUAAAACAAUACAAGAUUUAAAAUUGAAGUUAUUAAUUGUGACUGCACGGUUGGCGCGGUGGCUGGGCAACCG